Molecule: messenger RNA, 4320 nt
Organism: Cucurbita pepo subsp. pepo (vegetable marrow)
Lineage: Eukaryota; Viridiplantae; Streptophyta; Magnoliopsida; Cucurbitales; Cucurbitaceae
Biological process (GO): protein phosphorylation
Molecular function (GO): ATP binding; protein binding; protein kinase activity
Source: RefSeq, a predicted model, not a curated record
AAAAAAAAAGAAGAAGAAGAGAAAAUUGUGUUAUAAAAAGGAAAAAGAAAUGAAAGAAAAUGGGAGGAAAGAGAAGUUUGGAAGUUUCUGUUCCAAGUUGGGUAUGGAACUCACAGUUCUCUCGUCUUUGCAACCACUAAAAUCAGCCCCCACUCUCCCCUACACAGAUGGGAAUUGAUCGUCUUCUUUGUCGGCCAUUUGAGCUUCACAAUUUCAUCUCUGAUUUCUGUUCUUCAUUUUAAUAAUCCAUUGGAACAUCUCUCAACUCUCUUCUUUCUUCUUUUUGUUUUUGGUUCGACUAAUUUGGGGGUUUCCGCUGGUUCAAUAUAAUAUGGUAAAAGUGCGGAAUCAUUUCUCUAUGAUUCUUCGUUGUUUUUAGAGUGCCAAGUGUUUGAUUACAGCCGCAAAGUACUAGAGAUUGUGUUCAUUUUUGUUUUUCUUCUUCUUCUUUCUGCCGAAUUAUUGAUUGAAAUUCGGCGACAUCCAUUAUUGCGAAGGCUUUGAAAUUCAAUCUCGAUCUGCUACUUUUUUCUUGUUCCUUUUCGUCGUUUUUGAUUUAUGAGCUCCAUGGUUUUAAGGUCGUCGUUAGAAGAUGUGAAGUGGAAGAAGACAUGGCCGGAUUGCUGUGUUUAUUAUCCUUUCUUCGACGAGUGAUGGCUAUGCUAUGAGGGGGUUUCUACGGCUGCUAUGUUGCUGGAUUAUCUGGUAGUUAAUAUGUCAAGGGGAGGAUUCUUGGUCAGGAUUGUUGGAUUUUGGUUUGCAAUCAUUCUUCUUUCUUGUAAUUCACAAGGCUUGAACUUAGAAGGACUGUCUCUUUUGGAGCUGAAAAAGGCUUUCAAGGAUGAGUUUGAUAGGUUGAAGAACUGGAAUCCUUCGGACCAGACACCGUGUGGUUGGAUCGGUGUGAAAUGCACGUCUGGUGAAGCUCCGGUCGUGUGGUCACUCGACUUGAAGUCGAAAAACCUCUCUGGAUCUGUGAACCGUGUAAUCGGUAACUUGAUUCACCUAACUUAUCUUGAUCUCUCUGACAAUGAGUUCACUGGAAACAUUCCCAAAGAAAUUGGUAAUUGUUCAGGUCUUGAGUCUCUUUCUCUGAAUAACAACAUGUUUGAGGGGGAAAUCCCACCUGAAUUGGGGAAGCUUUCUUCCUUGAGGAGCUUAAAUAUUUUUAACAAUCGAAUAAGUGGUUCGAUCCCGGAAGAGCUCGGGAACUUAUCGUCACUUGUCGAGCUUAUGGCGUACACUAACCAGCUCACCGGACCGUUGCCUCGUUCUAUUGGGAAUCUCAAGAAUCUUAAGAGAUUAAGAGCUGGACAGAAUGCUAUAUCUGGAAGCAUACCUUCUGAAAUAAAAGGGUGCCAGAGUCUUAACAUGCUUGGCCUAGCUCAAAAUGAGAUAGGAGGGGAGCUACCAAAGGAGCUUGGGAUGCUUCAUAACUUGACUGAUAUGAUUCUUUGGAGUAACCAGUUUUCUGGGACUAUUCCUGAGGAGCUUGGGAACUGUUCGAGCCUCGAGGUGCUCGCCCUGUAUGCAAAUCAUCUCGUUGGCCCCAUACCAAAGGCAUUGGGGAAUCUCAGUUCUUUGAAGAAGUUGUAUCUUUACAGAAAUGGGCUUAAUGGGACUAUUCCAAAGGAAAUUAGUAAUCUUUCUCUGGUUGAAGAGAUUGAUUUCUCAGAGAACUCUUUAACAGGGGACAUCCCCUCUGAGUUAAGUAAGAUAAAGGGCCUGCGCUUGCUUUUCCUCUUCAAAAACCUGCUCACUGGUGUAAUCCCUGAUGAACUUAGCACCUUGAGUAACUUGACAUGGCUAGACCUAUCAAUUAAUGAUCUUAGAGGUCCCAUACCAUUUGGUUUUCAAUAUUUGACCAAGAUGUUACAGCUGCAGCUCUUUGAUAACUCUCUAACUGGUAGCAUUCCGUCAGGGCUCGGUCUUUUCAGCUGGCUUUGGGUGGUCGAUUUUUCGAUCAACAACUUAACCGGGACGAUACCGUCUCACCUUUGUCAUCAUUCUAACCUGAGUAUUUUGAACUUGGAGUCUAACAAGUUUUAUGGCAACAUCCCUUCUGGAAUCCUAAACUGUAGACCACUGGUGCAGCUUCGUCUCGGUGGUAACAUGCUUACCGGGGCGUUUCCAUCAGAACUUUGCAGCUUGAAGAACCUUUCUGCUAUUGAACUUGGCCAAAAUAAUUUCAGUGGUCCAAUUCCUAAGGAUAUUGGAAGAUGUCAAAAGUUGCAAAGGCUUCAUAUUGCAAACAACUUCUUCACAUCUAACUUGCCAAAAGAGAUUGGAAGUUUAACUCAGUUGGUCACUUUGAAUGUUUCAUCAAAUCAGCUCACUGGUCAGUUGCCACUUGAAUUUUUCAACUGCAAGAUGCUUCAACGACUCGAUCUCAGCCACAACGUCUUUAUAGGUUCUUUACCGAAUGAGAUCGGAUCACUUUCGCAACUCGAGCUUCUCAUCCUCUCAGGAAAUAAGUUCUCAGGAAACAUACCUGCAGGACUAGGAAACAUGUCUCGUAUGACCGAGUUGCAGCUCCGCGGUAACUUGUUUUCUGGUGAAAUUCCAAAGGAGUUGGGAUCCCUUUUAAGCUUGCAGAUUGCAAUGGAUCUUAGUUAUAACAAUCUAACUGGGAGAAUACCACCAGAGCUUGGAAGACUCUCUCUUUUGGAGAUUCUUCUGCUCAAUAACAAUCAUUUGACAGGACAAAUUCCUACAGAGUUUGACAACCUAUCUAGUUUAUCAGUCUGCAACUUCUCCUACAAUGAUCUUACUGGACCUAUACCUUCAAUUCCUUUGUUUCAGAACAUGGGCAUCGAUAGCUUCGAAGGCAACGGCGGACUUUGCGGCGGCCCUCUCGGCGAUUGCAGCGGGGAUCCUUAUUCUCGUUCAACGCCAUUAGAGAGUGCAAAUACAUCACGGGGUAAACUCAUCACAGGCAUUGCUUGUGCUGUAGGUGGGAUUUCUCUCAUUUUGAUUGUGAUUAUUUUGCAUCACAUGAGACGUCCACACGAAUCUUCGACGCCGAAUAAGGAGAUUCCGUCCUCUGACUCAGAUUUUUACUUACCUCCCAAGGAGGGAUUUACCUUCCAUGAUCUGGUUGAAGUCACAAAUAACUUUCAUGAUAGCUAUAUCAUUGGAAAGGGGGCUUGUGGGACGGUUUAUAAGGCCGUGGUACCGACCGGGCAGAUCAUCGCUGUUAAGAAGCUGGCAUCCAACAGGGAAGGAAACAGCAUUGAGAACAGUUUUCAGGCUGAAAUUUUGACUCUUGGACAGAUAAGGCAUCGAAAUAUCGUUAAGCUUUAUGGAUACAGCUACCACCAAGGCUCCAAUCUGCUUCUUUAUGAAUACAUGGAAAAAGGUAGUUUAGGUGAGCUAAUCCAUGGGUCCUCUUACUGCUUGGAUUGGCCAACUCGGUUCACGAUCGCGGUGGGAGCUGCCGAAGGACUAGCAUAUUUGCAUCAUGACUGCAAACCAAAGAUAGUUCACCGUGAUAUCAAAUCAAAUAACAUUCUCCUCGACGAUCACUUCGAAGCUCACGUCGGUGAUUUCGGUUUGGCAAAGGUGAUUGACAUGCCUCAUUCUAAGUCGAUGUCAGCCGUUGCAGGAUCUUAUGGAUACAUCGCUCCUGAAUAUGCUUACUCUAUGAAGGUUACAGAAAAAUGCGAUAUUUAUAGUUUUGGAGUCGUUCUUCUAGAGUUGUUAACGGGAAAAACUCCCGUUCAGCCAAUAGAUCAGGGAGGCGAUCUUGUAACGUGGGUGAAAAAUUUUAUCCGUGACCAUUCAUACAUGUCGAGAAUAUUUGAUUCUCGGUUGAACCUUCAAGACCGAAGUAUCGUCGAGCACAUGAUGAGUGUACUUAAAAUCGCUCUAAUGUGCACGAGUAUGUCGCCUUUCGAUCGACCAUCGAUGCGAGACGUUGUAUCAAUGCUUAUAGAGUCUAACGAGCAAGAAGUGAACUUCAUUCCAUCUCCGGAUUCGGAUCUUCCCCUCAAAGAUAACACUGUAUGACUGUUUCUCCAUUCUUGGAAGUUCCAUAAGAUGGCUGAAGAUUGCUAUAAUUGCUGAUUGGUCCUCCUGAUUUUUUUUUCUAACAGGAAAUUGAUUGGUUUCAUAGCUUUUUUUUUUUCUUUUUUUUGAAAAUAUGUGCAUUGAGUUUUGAGUAUUUGGGGGUAAUUGGUUGAAGAUAGGUAUUCUCCAAUUCUGUAUUUUUUGUUAAAGAAGCUAAUACAGUUUUCAUGUACAGUUGGUAAUACCAUCUUUCUGUAUGUAAAACUAUCACUCUUAUCAAUAAAACUCUUUGAACUUCUUCCUUUCAGUUCC